CGCAGCUCAACGACCAACCCCAGCCAAGACGAUGGCAUCCAGAUCAGCCACACUGGACUUUGCUUCGCGCCGACUCAGCAGGCGUACAAUCAUGGAUCAGACCGUCUGCGGCCCCUGCGCACCAUGCCCUUCGAUCAUUCGACAUGGAUCGGCAAUCUAGACCACCUCGGUAGCCGCGUAUGGCCACAUCCCAGCUUCAACGAAUUACUCGCACGCUCACUCACUGGCGAUUCGAGGUUCUCACUUCCUGACACCGUUUCCAAGGACAACAGAAUCCAGAACUUGCGUUUGAUGUGCUAUGGUGAUAGCUGUUCUCCAACGUCGCAGAGCCCGUUUGUAGAGUACGAGAAGCCGUCUCGUCUUAAGACACUGUCGUUUGAGCGUACACAGAAUAUGAGACUUUGCCAAAUUGUUCUUGUGGAAAUGUGUCAUACUAACUGGAUUUCAGGUCGUAAUCUAUCCCUUUUAUGUCCGUAUGUCCAAAUCCACCGGUCUGCAGAAGUUCUUUGCAGUUGUGCAUCGUCACGAGAAUGGCGAUUACAGAUUCUGGAGAGCGAACGGAACCCAUCAUGAGUCGUACGGUCUUGCCAAAGGAAGCAUCUCCGUGUUUCAAAGUCCCAGAUCUGCUCGCAACAGUAACAUCGGAAGUUUGGCCUCCUUGAAGCGACCAACGAAGGCUUCCACACUUUCCAAGACAGAUGUGGCUGACGAUGUUGACAAUGUUGACAAUGUACCGUUGCACUUCGUGCAAAAGACACGCGCUGUCACCAGAAGCAGAGAAGAAGCACAGCUUGUGGAUGGUCUGGACGAAGAUCCAUUCGAGCCUCCAAGCAAGAAACUUGCGUUCACGGACUCGUCUCAGUUUCCGACCAAGAACAACAACCGUGAAAAGUUCUCACAGAAGUCCCCUUCGCCACAUAGGACUGUAUCAAACAAGGCUAGAGUCAAAAGUCUUUUCGCCACGCCUACCAAACAGUCAAGUCAUGCUAAGAGUCAGAGGCCUCAUCGCUCACUGCUGCAUGUCAGUGAAGUCGGUAUGCUCGCAUAUCAUCUCACGGGAGAAGGUCUGAAGCUGCUACACAAGACUGCCGCAUUUACAAUCGUGUCGGCCGAGGGAUCGCUGAUUGAUCCUGCAACUGACCGCCCAUUCGAGAUGACGGAGGAGCAUGCGAUGUAUGUACUGUCUAGCUGUCAGAAGUCUUUCAAGGUCAUUCUAAGUAAGACCACAACCUGGAGUAUCCACGAGUCACCAGACGAUAUUACUGGUGGCCUCAUUCUAUUGGAAUUUGGCGGUGAGAGUGCUCGCGACGAGUUUCUAGCUCGCAUCAAAGAGAUGGUUGGAAUGGCUGUCGGAGGUAUUGGUAGUGUCGAUGACCAUGUCCUCGAGAGCAUGUACUGCACACUUCUAGAACAGCUUAACAAUCGCCGAGCUACCAUGUCCAAAAACCAGACGCAGACCAAAUCGGCAAAUUUGACGUCUUUCGAACAAUCUCAGUCGUCGGCUGAAGAGGGCAACUCCAAAUUUGACGGUCACGAGGAUGGAUCUUGUCCUCCAAGUGUAGUCAAAGCUGAUCCGCACUCCGAUCCAAGAACACCUGGCGGCUCAAAACUUGCUCACCUCCUGUUGACGCCAAUGUCGCUUGAGUCAUCUUCGUUCGGCCGGCCCACUGAAAAAAUGGAUGUCUGCAGCAUGCCUAAGCUUGUCAUCGCUAGUUCAGUCGGAUCACCGUACAACCAGGCUCGAAAGAAACAGGCGACGAACACGUCCAGCUCAGAGCUUCCAGUAGGGGAGAUGGCCAUGAAGAAGGAGAUGCUAGGUCUGCUCCGCGACAUCUAUGUCAAGUAUCCGAGCGCUCAGGAAGACGACCAGGUGGAGGAGAUGGCGCUUCUACUCAAGGCACCUCUUCUUGCUGGAAAUACGGAACGUGUGAAGGAGAUCAAGAUGGACAUGAAGGUGUAUCUGAUCGCUCACUAUGGCUAGCAUCUACCUAGUUGUCGACACGUCGUAAAAGAAGUUAUCGUGUGGGCGCAUACAUCAGGGAUGGGUCAUGGUUGGAGGUGAUAGAAAUGGCACUGUUACAGAGGUGUGAGAUUAAUUGAAGAUUGCGGUGCAGAAGUUACAAGUAAGUCUGUCGCAAGUAGUUCGCACGGAACGCAAAGCUCAAGAUGCGGACUGUCGUUUCUCUGAAUA
Molecule: messenger RNA, 2191 nt
Organism: Aureobasidium subglaciale EXF-2481
Lineage: Eukaryota; Fungi; Ascomycota; Dothideomycetes; Dothideales; Saccotheciaceae
Exons: 2
Coding region: 476-1981 (501 amino acids)
Source: RefSeq, a predicted model, not a curated record